AAAACAAAAGUCUAAGAUGCUCACUUACCAGGUAGAAAAUCCAGCUACUCGCUCGCAGUUUCAAAUAGCAUUUUGCACUGCCACUGCCCUUCUUCAGUAGAUCAGUAGAGAAGAAUCCAAUGGCAGAGAUAAGUAAUGAUAAAAUAGUGCCAUUGCCUUGUGUAGUGGAGGAACUGAUAGCCAAAAUCUGCAGGGAGCAGAAUCGAAGGCCGCUAGAAACCAAUACCAGGUUGACACUGGCUUUGUUAGGGGAAGAAGUUGCUUUAAAUAUUCUCCGGAGAAUUUCUGGUCAAGAGAUUAGAAAAAGUUUUGACGGUUUCGUUCUGUACUUGGCCAAACAGUUCUCUCCUAAUAUCAGUGCUUCUUCUUCUUCCCCCAACAUAAACUCCUCCCUCUCCCCAUCUCCUCAACAACCCAAGAAUCGGAGCCCCAUUACACCCACCCGUUUACUGAUGAAUUCUCAAAGUGAUUCUGGUGCUCAAUCUCCAAUUCCAUUGAAGCUGGAAGGUUCACCAACCAUGGAUUCACAGAGACAGAGAGGAAAUGAGUCUACAACCAGUCAACAUUUGAUGGCUUUGGGAGAGCUUGAGUUUAGAAAAGCUUUUCUUAUCUUAAAUUACCUUGGAGGAAAAAAUUUGGAAGAGGUGGUAUCUGCCGAUCAAAUUAGGGGGUAUAAGGAUUUGCCAAUGAUAAUAUUUGAGUCAAAAAUUUGGGAAGCUUUUGGAUGCAGGAGAGAUUAUAUAAAGGAAGAAGAUCGUGUCAAGUAUCCUGAUUGGGAUUCUGGGAAAACACACAUCUAUCAUUGUCAUGUUGAUCCGGAUGGAAGUUAUAGGUUCAAGGGACCUUACCUCUCCAAACUGAGAAAUGUCCUGCAAAGGACCUUGGGAGAUGACAAUAUCUUGAUGGUAAAGUUUGGGGAGGAAAAAGAUGAUAGAGAUUCAGGGAGCAGUUCUCUGGAUGAUUAUUUUUCCAAGUACAACAAGGUUCUUGGAGAAGGGAUUCAUGUUGGUUUGCGUUGUUACCGCUUUUUUGUGUUUAAAGAUGGAGGCAAAGAAGAAAAAAAGAAAGACCCAACCACUUCUCCUGUCAAGUGUUUUUUUGUCCGCAUGGAAUCUGUUGCAUCGAUUGAUAAUCAAGACUAUAUUUUGAGCGGGAAAACAAUCCGUCAAGCUAGAUCUAUUUUUAUGCAUGUGGACAAUUUGUCUAGUUUGUCCAACUAUAUGGCUAGGUUUUCGCUGAUUUUGUCAAAGACCAUGAAUCUGGAAGUUGAUUUAUCCUUUGUAGAUAUCAAGACAAUAGCUGAUGAACCAUGCCGGGAUAAAGAUGGUAAUGUUGUUUACGGUACAGAUGGGAAACCUCUUAUAUAUACAGAUGGAACUGGGUUUAUAUCUCAUGAUUUGGCUUUGAAAUGCCCAAAGAAUCAAUUCAAAGGAACUUGCCUCCGAGCUUCCAAUAUUGAGAGAGUAAAUGUACAUAAUGAAGUCAUGGAGCAAUAUCCAGAAUGUUGCAAUGGGGAUCCACCUUUGCUGAUCCAGUUUCGUCUCUUUAAUAAUGGUAGAGCUGUCAAGGGAACUUUCCUUGUGAAUAAGAAGCUUACUCAUCAAACUCUGCACAUAAGGCCUUCUAUGAUUAAGGUUGAGACGGAUCCAAAACUAUCAAGUACUUUUUCAAAAAAUUCAUUGGAGAUAGUUGGAACCAGCUCUCGACCAAAGAAAACGGUCCUUUCAAAGAAUUUAAUCGCACUUCUUAGCUAUGGUGGUGUUCCAGAAGAGUUUUUUAUGGGAAUAUUGAAUAAUGCUCUGGAAGAUGCCCACGGCAUUCUCUCAAACAAAAAUGCAGCUCUACGAGUUGCACUUAAUUAUGGGGAUAUGGAUGAUAACAUUGUGGCAACAAUGAUUGGCUGUGGGAUUCCGCUAGAAGAACCGUAUUUGCAACAUCGGUUGUCAAUACUGAUGAAGGAAGAAAAGAAGAGUCUGAAAGGAGGAAAAAUACCUGUGCCUGAAUCAUAUUAUUUGAUGGGGACAGCUGAUCCAACUGGACUCUUGGAGAGUGAUGAAGUUUGCAUAAUACUAGAUUGUGGACAGAUUUCAGGGGAGGUAUUAGUCUAUCGGAAUCCAGGUUUACAUGUUGGAGAUAUACAUAUUUUAAAGGCUAAAUAUGUAAGGGAGUUGGAAGAUUUUGUUGGAAAUGCAAAGUAUGCUAUAUUUUUCCCAUGCAAAGGACCACGGUCUUUGGCAGAUGAGAUGUCAGGUGGUGAUUUUGAUGGUGACAUGUUUUUUGUGUCAAGAAAUCCUCAGCUUCUGGGAUACUUUAAACAAACGGAACCUUGGACACCUUCUACUUCAACCCCUAAUGUGCCUAACAGAAAACCAAGUGAAUUCUCUGAUGAGGAGUUGGAGGUUGAGCUUUUCAAACUAUUUUUGAGGAACAGGUUUCAGCCAAGUUCCACUGUGGGGGUGGCAGCGGAUAGCUGGCUGGCAAUGAUGGAUCGGGUUCUAACAUUGGGAAAUGAUUGCACAGAAGAGAUAGCUUGUGUGAAAGAAAAUAUCAAUCUGUUGAUUGAUAUAUACUAUGAUGCUCUAGAUGCUCCAAAGAGAGGUGGAAGAAGGAUUGAAGUUCCAGAAGGCUUGAAGGCAGAGCUGUUCCCACAUUUUAUGGGAAAAAAUGAAAAGCAAACCUAUCGAUCUACUUCCAUAUUGGGAAAAAUUUAUGAUAAAGUGAAAGCAUAUGAAGACAUGGAUCUGUCAUCAAAUGAUGUUUGGAAACUCCCUUGCUUUGACGAUGAAGUUCAAGAGUUGUACCUUGUGAAGUGGAAGGAACUCUACGGUCAAUACAGGAAGGAGAUGUGCAUUGCUCUAAAGGCUGGUGAAGAGAGCAACGACAAGGCUAAUGAAGUAAUAAAGAAAUACAAGGAGUUAUUAUAUGAAGCCGCGGAAUUUAAUUUGAGCAAACGAAGAGAUGAGGAAAUCUUUGAGGAGGCCGUGGCUCUGUAUCAGGUUUCUUACAAUCAUGCCAAGAGCCAAGGAGUUGUAGGAAAUUGCAGUUUUGCCUGGAGAGUCGCAGGUUUAGCUCUUUGCACGCUCUACGUUUUGAAGAAUCAGGGUGAAAGACCUAUGAUAUGUUCGCCAUCUGCUCUGAAAGCGAUUUUGUAGUUUAGACUAGAAAUAAUGUUGUGGUAAUAUAGCAUAAAGAUUUAUGGCAAUAGAAU
Molecule: messenger RNA, 3208 nt
Organism: Populus euphratica (Euphrates poplar)
Lineage: Eukaryota; Viridiplantae; Streptophyta; Magnoliopsida; Malpighiales; Salicaceae
Product: probable RNA-dependent RNA polymerase 5
Exons: 20
Coding region: 120-3152 (1010 amino acids)
Biological process (GO): siRNA processing
Cellular component (GO): nuclear RNA-directed RNA polymerase complex
Molecular function (GO): RNA-directed RNA polymerase activity
Source: RefSeq, a predicted model, not a curated record